AAACGAUUGGUUACAGCAAAAAAUCAAGAAUGUCAACUAAAUUAUCAUAAUCAUAAAAUUUAUAAUCAUAUUGUCCAAUAUCCAUUCAAAGUGAAAUCCUGUUAUAUUCAUACCGAUCUGAUUAUACUUGUUCAUUCAUCAUUAGAUCAUUUUAAUCAUCGACAAACGAUAAGAAAAUUUUUACAAACAAAUAAAAAUUGGUCAAUUGUAUUCAUAUUGGGUCAACCAUCAAUAAACAAUAAAACAUUGGAAAACAAAAUAAAUUAUGAAUCCAAUUUGAAUGGUGAUAUUCUUCGUAUGGAAUUUGUUGAUUCAUAUCGAAAUCUUACAUUAAAACAUUUGUCCGGACUUUGGUGGCUGAUUAAACAUUGUCAUCAUGAUAAUAUUCUUAAUGAUGAAACGAUUUGGAUAUUAAAAAUGGAUGAUGAUAUUUUUAUUGAUGAAAUUUUAUUGAAAAAAUUUCUAAAACAUUUAUCACAAUUAAAUGAAAGUGAAAAUCAAAUUUAUUGUUAUCGAAUGGAUAAUACUAGUCCAUUACGUGAUCAAAAAUCUAAAUGGUACGUAUCGAAUACUGAAUAUUCUUACAAUCUAUAUCCAUCAUAUUGUUCCGGAUGGGCAUAUCUUACAACAAUCGAUACAAUCAAAAAAUUAUUAUGUCCAUUAAAUCAUAUGGAUUUAUUUUGGAUCGACGAUGUUUUUGUCACAGGAAUUCUUCGACAACAUACUAAUAUUAAUCUAGUUGCCAUUAAUCAUUUAUUCAAUCUGAACAUACAAAUAUUAUAUAGAUGGCUCGAAUAUCAUGGCCAAACAAAAUGGUUUUAUCUAUUUAGCCAGACUAAUAAUGAUUGGUAUGCGAUGCAAAAAGCUUAUAGACAAAGAAAAUUUUUGUUAUAA
Dermatophagoides pteronyssinus (European house dust mite) is the source of this 894-nucleotide messenger RNA. RefSeq names its product beta-1,3-galactosyltransferase 5-like. Gene Ontology annotation, biological process: protein O-linked glycosylation. Gene Ontology annotation, molecular function: hexosyltransferase activity. NCBI's taxonomy places the organism in Eukaryota, Metazoa, Arthropoda, Arachnida, Sarcoptiformes, Pyroglyphidae. Gene Ontology annotation, cellular component: Golgi membrane. The record is from RefSeq and is a predicted model, not a curated record.